AUGAUUGUCGAUUUCCUCAGCCAGAAUCUCUUCUAUUCCCCUGUCACACUGUCUGUCAUUCUAUCCAUCUUUGUCAUUGCUUGGCUUGUGAUACAGCCGCUCUAUUUCGGUCCUCUCAGUCACAUUCCCGGUCCAUGGAUCAACAAGAUUUCAAGCAUCUACCUAACGUACUACGAUGUGCGACUUCAACGAAAUGACAAAAUCAUGCAAUGGCAUCGCCAAUACGGGCCGGUGAUUUGUAUAUCACCCGGAGAAGUUUCAGCGGCUACACUUUCCGCAACCCGAGAAAUUUAUGGUUCUUCCGGUCGCUGCGCCAAGAGUAACUAUUUUCACCACUUUACAGCGUACAACGAACAGUCUAUCUUCGCAACGCUCUGCUAUAAGGAACAUCGAGAGAAGCGGAAGCUUACGUCCGGCUUCUAUCAAGCCUCAAUGAUCUACAAACGCCCUGAUAUUGAGGGGUAUACUCGCCGUUGUGUGCAGAAAGUGCUACAGCAACUACGGCAGCAGCGGCAUUCGGGCAAAUACUGUGAUAUAUAUGCUCUGAGUGACUGGUACGGCUUUGAUAUCAUCACAUACUUGACCCUAGGGAAGGCCCACGGGACACAAACAAUAGAACGAGACUGCACAGAACGGCGCAUCCUUCGCGAUCUCAAAACCCUUCAGCUAUGGGGGCCCUUCCGUUUACGAUUCCCAAAAGCCUUCGAACUCCUCUCUUCCUGUCUGAGAUACUGGAUGCCAAUGUUUACCUACCUAAAGUCGGAUACACAUCUGGCUGAAUGGGCCUAUAACCGUGUUUCUGAUGCCGCUCAAUACUCUGAUUCUCAAGACCCUUGCUCCCUUUUCCAGCGCCUGAUGGCCUUGACAGAUGGUUCAAAGUCCACAGGCGGGGGUAGGCAGAAUUAUAUAGCCGCAGAAAUCCUUGACAAUAUUAAUGCGGCAGAGGCCACUGUCUCUGUGACAGUAGCCUAUUUCUUUUAUCAUCUAAGCCAGGAAGUGAAAUGGCAGGAAGAGAUCCGAAAGGAAUUACUCAAGCUGCCGCCUCAGUCUGAUGGGCUUCCAUCCUUCACGCAAUUGAACGAAGCACCGAUACUGGAAGCCUGCUUGAAUGAGACUUAUCGCUUAUACCCAGCCUCUAGUGGAAGGGCAGAACGCGUUGUGCCAGAUGAAGGGAAAUUCUUAUCCGGAACUUUUGUUCCAGCAGAUACAAUAGUCACAACAUCCCUAACGGCGAUGCAUCGAGACAAAGAAAUCUUCCCAUCACCCGAGUCCUUUCUGCCACAACGGUGGCUCAACAGUGAUCCUGUUCAGCGUGAGGCACUUGAACGUCAUAUUAUCCCAUUCGGAUACGGAGCUCGUAUUUGUCUUGGGAAACCCUUGGCUACACUGGAGAUCAAGCUUCUCAUUGCAGGGAUUUUCCUACAAUAUCGAACCAUUCCAGCGCCGUCAUGUUUGGCAGAAUCCAUGCGACAGUCAAGUACGCAUGAUGCUGUUCCCUGGGGCCUAAAAUGUGAACUCGAGUUUCACCCUCUUAUUUGA
Molecule: messenger RNA, 1539 nt
Organism: Aspergillus nomiae NRRL 13137
Lineage: Eukaryota; Fungi; Ascomycota; Eurotiomycetes; Eurotiales; Aspergillaceae
Exons: 2
Coding region: 1-1539 (512 amino acids)
Molecular function (GO): monooxygenase activity; iron ion binding; oxidoreductase activity, acting on paired donors, with incorporation or reduction of molecular oxygen
Source: RefSeq, a predicted model, not a curated record